UUCUUCCUGUUCUUCUCGACUUUUGUACCCUCUCUUUCGAUCUUUUUCCGGCCAAUGGCCACCCAAAACCCUCACGUGGCAAUCCUCCCCAGCCCCGGUAUGGGCCACAUCAUCCCCCUCCUAGAGUUCGGUAAACGGUUAGCCACUCUCAACGGAUUCCACGUAAGCUUGUUCAUCCCAACAACCGAUGCCUCAGCUGCCCAAUCCCACUUCUUCCGCUCCAUAAAUCUUCCCCAAGGCCUUCACAUCAUCCACCUCCCACCGGCCAACGUCUCUGGACUGAUCCCUACCGACGCCACGAUAGAGACCCGAUUGUCUAUCAUCAUUAGAGAAUCAGUCCCCACCCUUCGGUCUGCGCUAGCUGACUUGGCACUGCCCACCAUCCUCGUUGUCGACAUCUUCGGCACCGACGCAUUCUCGAUUGCAGAAGAGCUAAACAUACCUAAAUAUGUAUUCUUCACAUCGACGGCAAUGCUGCUAGCGUUCCUGAUGUAUUUGCCAAAGCUCGAUGUGGAGGUUACAGGCGAGUACGUCCAUCUCCAAGAACCAGUACGGAUUCCCGGCUGCAAGCCUAUCAAGAUCGAGAACUUGGUCGAUGCAUUGCAGGACCGGAAGAACGAUCGGUACGGAUGGAUGUUACACCAUGCACGCCAAUACAGAAUGGCCCAAGGAAUUCUAGUUAACACAUGUGAAGGUCUUGAGCCAAGAACAAUCAAGGCCUUGAGAGAGGACCCGAUUCUAAGGAAAAUCCCAACACCAUCCGUUCAUCCAGUGGGCCCGAUAAUACAAUCAGAAGCUCCAUUGCUUUCAGGAAAAGAUUGUUUGAUGUGGUUGGACCGGCAACCGGAUGAAUCAGUCAUAUAUGUGUCGUUCGGGAGUGGUGGGACACUAUCAGCUGAGCAGAUGACUGAGCUGGCGUGGGGGUUGGAGUUGAGUCGGCAACCAUUCCUUUGGGUGGUCCGUCCGCCUAGUGGAAAUGAGAAAUCAGCAACUUAUUUCACAUCAGGUGGGCGAUGCAACCACCCAUCGGAGUACUUGCCAGAUGGGUUUCUAACAAGGAACCGGGGAAUUGGGUUGGUGGUUCCGUCGUGGGGACCGCAGAGAGAGAUCUUGAGCCACAAGGCGACGGGGGGAUUUCUAACGCAUUGUGGGUGGAAUUCGACACUAGAGAGCAUUGUCUAUGGAGUGCCCAUGAUCGCCUGGCCGCUCUAUGCCGAGCAGAAGCUGAAUGCAUCGACAUUGACAGAGGAGCUCAAGGUUGCAGUUCGACCUAUAGUGUUGCCGGAGAAGGAAGGAGUGGGACGAGAGGAGAUCAAGAGGGUGGUGAGAUUGGUGAUGGACGUUGAAGAUGGAAAGGCCUUGAGGGGCAGGGUGAAGGAGGUGAGGGACAGUGUCUUGAAGGGUUUGGAUGAAGGGGGUUCCUCAUAUAAUUCGCUUUCUCAUGUUGUCGAUGAAUGGAAAAUCAGUCUCCAAACGUCCAGAGGAAACGUAGAGUAGCUGCUUUAUGAAUUAUCUACCCUAAUUUUGUAAGUGGUUUGCUGUUUUCUAUUUUGUUGUUGUUGUCUUAAAUACGUAAACAACAGGGUCUAUCGAUACCAUCGAAGUUCCAUCAAAGAUGCCAGCGAGAAAAUUCAAAAACUUCAUGUUGGUCGAUGAAACUUUUAGUGUUGCUACUUGAUGUUAUCGAAAUAAGUUCGAUGUCAUCGAAGUCCCAUUAAAGAUGUGCGUAGAAUUGUGUAAGUGUGUGAUUUGUUUCCUAUUCCAGUUGUGAUACUUUAUA
Magnolia sinica is the source of this 1780-nucleotide messenger RNA. Its product is annotated as anthocyanidin 3-O-glucosyltransferase 5-like. The record is from RefSeq and is a predicted model, not a curated record. Gene Ontology annotation, molecular function: UDP-glycosyltransferase activity. The coding region runs from base 55 to 1497 and encodes 480 amino acids. The transcript has a single exon. NCBI's taxonomy places the organism in Eukaryota, Viridiplantae, Streptophyta, Magnoliopsida, Magnoliales, Magnoliaceae.